Euleptes europaea (tarantolino) is the source of this 987-nucleotide messenger RNA. RefSeq names its product probable 2-ketogluconate reductase. Gene Ontology annotation, molecular function: hydroxypyruvate reductase [NAD(P)H] activity; NAD binding; glyoxylate reductase (NADPH) activity. NCBI's taxonomy places the organism in Eukaryota, Metazoa, Chordata, Lepidosauria, Squamata, Sphaerodactylidae. Gene Ontology annotation, cellular component: cytosol. The record is from RefSeq and is a predicted model, not a curated record. The transcript is spliced from 5 exons. The coding region runs from base 1 to 987 and encodes 328 amino acids.
AUGGAAGAACCAGAGCUGCCUGGGCUGCUAGUAAAUGAAGUGGGAGGAAUACUCGGUGUCUUAGAAGGGCAUGUGCCCUUUCUGAAGAAACACUUUCACCUUAUCACCAUGAAGGAGUUUCUUGAAAACAAAGCCUGUCUUAGUGGAAAAGUCAAAGCUCUUUAUGUAUGGUGGCACAGACCAGUCAUUGACCGAGAGCUUCUGAAGAGCCUACCUAACUUAAAAGUGGUUGCAAAUUCCGGUGUAGGAAUGGACCACUUGGAUCUGAAGCUGAUUGCAGGGUUUGGAGUCAGGAUGGCCAACGCUCCCAACGCCGUCUCCAGCUGCACAGCAGACGUUGGGAUAGCUCUGCUGCUGGCAGCUGCUAGAAGACUCAUUGAGGGUUGCCAGGUGGCUACUUCCCCAGACACUGAGUAUUUCCCUUGUAACAUGUUAGGAGAUGAAGUCAAUGGGGCCACUCUGGGUAUCAUUGGAAUGGGCAGCAUCGGCUACAAAGUUGCUCAGCGGGCCAGUGCAUUGGAAAUGAAAAUUAUUUAUCACAACAGGAACAGAAGGAAAGAAGAUGAAGAACUGGCUGUGAGCGCCUGUUAUUGUGGGAAGAUAGAAGAUUUGCUCCAGCGGUCCGACUUUGUGAUGCUUGCUGUCAAUUUAACACCUCAGACGUACAAACUGAUUGGGAAAAAGGAGCUAGAACUGAUGAAACCUUUAGCUACCCUCAUAAAUAUCUCUAGAGGAUCAGUUGUUGACCAAGAUGCACUUGUGGAAGCUCUUCAAACUGGGAUUAUUAAGGGUGCUGCUUUGGAUGUCACUUAUCCGGAACCACUGCCCAGAGAUCACCCAUUAUUAAAAAUAAAGAAUGUUAUUUUAACCCCUCAUCUUGGUUCCAGAACGCACAAAACCAUCCGUAUGAUAACCGAGGAAGCAGUAAAAAAUAUACUGGCUGCUCUCCAUGGUCUCCCAAUGCCCAGUGAAGUAUUUCCUGACUAA